Trifolium pratense (red clover) is the source of this 2291-nucleotide messenger RNA. Its product is annotated as putative receptor-like protein kinase At4g00960. Gene Ontology annotation, molecular function: protein kinase activity; ATP binding. NCBI's taxonomy places the organism in Eukaryota, Viridiplantae, Streptophyta, Magnoliopsida, Fabales, Fabaceae. The record is from RefSeq and is a predicted model, not a curated record. Bases 168 to 2195 code for a protein of 675 amino acids. Gene Ontology annotation, biological process: protein phosphorylation. The transcript has 7 exons.
CCAAAAAUAUCACAAUAACAACCACUGUGUAUAGCCCUUUCCUUUAUAUACCUACCAACAACCAUAUAGUUGUCAAUAUUAAAUGAUAUUCAUUUACAAUUAUAAAUUCACAAAAAAUUACAAACCAACCAGAAACUUCAAUUUUUGGUUCCAAGAGGAAAAUCAAUAUGACUAUUAUUCCUUCCUUACUUUGCUCUCUCCAAAUUCUCCUAAUCAUAAUUUUCACAUCUCAAACCAAAGCUGAACCAGUAUUCGAUAAAAUAAACUUAUACCACUACAAUUGUGAUAAUAGUAACAAUAGAGGCAACUUCACAACCAAUAGCACCUAUCACAAAAACCUCAACACACUUUUAUCCACCCUCACUUCCAACACACAAAUCAACUAUGGUUUCUACAAUUUUUCUCACGGCGAAAACCUCGACAAAGUCUACGCAAUUGGACUAUGUCGAGGUGAUCUUUUCCCGAACAAUUGUCUAAGUUGCCUCGGAAGUGCUAGUGCAAAUCUUACACGUGUUUGUCCAAAUAAAAAAGAAGCGAUUUUUUGGUCUGAAGAUGAAAAAUGCAUGUUGCGUUAUUCGGACCGAUUAAUAUUAGGCGUCAUGGAAGAUAGUCCUAAGUUUGCUUCGAGUAACGAUAAUGAUUCGGUUGAUGUUGUUUUGUCCAAUGAAGUUGUUAAAAAUUUGUUGGGAAAUUUAACAAGUAGAGCUAUGAAAGGUGAUUCUAGUCUUAAAUACGCUGCAUCAAGUUUACCUGGUCCUAAGUAUGAGGUUAUAUAUGGUUUAGUUCAGUGUACACCUGAUUUAUCUGAGAGUGAUUGUAAUUCAUGUUUGGGUGAGAGUCUUUUUCAACAAAUUCCCAGUUGUUGUAAAAAUAAGAUUGGUGGAAGAGUUGUUAGGCCUAGUUGUAAUAUGAGAUUUGAGACCUUUCUUUUUUAUGAACCUAGAGCAUCGCCGCCGCCGCCACCACCAUCUCCUCCUCCGCCCGCCACUAUCGGUAGCAACACUACCUCACAAGGAAAAAGCAACAAGAAUAGUAUCAUUGGCAUAGCUGUAGGAGUACCAAUUGCUAUCGUUGUUAUGGUCUUCAUUUUUAUCUUUAUCUAUUUAAGAAGACUAAGGAAGCCAAAGAAAAGGUUUCAAGAAAUUCAAGAAGAAGAAGAUGAAGAAGACAAAAUUGAGAUUUCCGAAUCCUUGCAAUUCGACUUCAACACCAUAUGUAAUGCUACAAAUGACUUCUCUGAUUUUAAUAAACUUGGAGAAGGCGGAUUCGGGAUUGUUUACAAAGGUAAGCUUGCCAAUGGAGAAGAGAUUGCUGUCAAAAGGUUGUCGACGACAUCUGGACAAGGAGAUUCAGAGUUUAAGAACGAGGUGGUUUUAGUGGCUAAACUUCAACACCGAAAUUUAGUUAGACUACUCGGCUUCUGUCUAGAAGGAAGAGAAAGAGUACUUGUAUAUGAGUUUGUUCAUAAUAAAAGUCUUGAUUACUUUAUUUUUGAUCGAGCUAAGAGAGCACAAUUAAAUUGGCAAUUGCGGUACAAAAUCAUUUUAGGUAUUGCUCGAGGCAUUUUAUACCUUCACGAGGAUUCUCGACUACGCAUUAUUCAUCGUGAUCUCAAAGCAAGUAACAUUCUCUUAGAUGAAGAGAUGAAUCCUAAGAUAGCCGAUUUUGGCAUGGCAAGACUAUUUGUUGUGGACCAAACUCAGGAAAACACAAAUAGAAUUGUGGGAACCUAUGGAUAUAUGGCACCUGAGUACGCAAUGCACGGACAAUUUUCAGUGAAGUCAGAUGUCUUUAGCUUUGGUAUAUUGGUUCUUGAAAUUAUAAGUGGUACAAAAAACAGUCGCAUUCGUGAUGAGGAAAAUGAAGAGUAUCUCUCGAGCUUUGCAUGGAGAAAUUGGAAGGAAGGGAGUGCAACAAAUAUCAUAGAUCCAACAUUAAACAAUGAUUCAAGAAAUGAAAUAAUUAGAUGUAUCCACAUUGGAUUACUAUGUGUUCAAGAGAAUAUAAGUAGUAGACCAACAAUGGCUUCUGUUGUAGUGAUGCUUAAUAGUCAUUCUGUCACUCUUCCAAUGCCUUUGGAACCUGCAUUUCAUAUGGAUUGUGGAAACUCUGAAGAUAUGAAAUCAUGGGGUCAUAAUUCAUCAGCUCAAGAAUCACUCAAUCAUGCUUCAAAUACAGAGCUAUAUCCUCGCUAGCUAGCUACCUGGAAUUUUAAUGCUAAUGCCAAUUAUGAUAGCCAUAAUACAUACAUAAUAGUCCAUUAAUAAAAAUUGAGUUGAGUAAGAAACUAC